Messenger RNA from Anisakis simplex (herring worm), 321 nucleotides. Lineage: Eukaryota; Metazoa; Nematoda; Chromadorea; Rhabditida; Anisakidae. The record is from the annotation of a GenBank genome assembly.
UAUUAUUUGCGUGAGGAUGAUUUGGGCAGUAAUCGAGCAAAGGCGAGUUUCGAACGUUUGGCCGAACUCAACGAUAGUGUCAUCUGUAGGCUGAACACGGAGCCGUUAAAUGAAGAGUUCAUCAAACAGUUUGAUUUGAUUGUCUUAACCGAUGCACCGCUACAACAACAGUUGAAAGUGAACGAAUGGACUCGUAAACACAAUCGUCGUAUGUUAACGGCAGAUGCUCGUGGCUUGUUUGCAUUCGUUUUUGUGGACGUUGGAAAUGAGUUCAGAGUUGACGACUUGAAUGGUGAACAGUGCAAAGAGGUUGGCGAUUAG